Messenger RNA from Penicillium samsonianum, 990 nucleotides. RefSeq lists its product as uncharacterized. NCBI's taxonomy places the organism in Eukaryota, Fungi, Ascomycota, Eurotiomycetes, Eurotiales, Aspergillaceae. The transcript has a single exon. The record is from RefSeq and is a predicted model, not a curated record. The coding region runs from base 1 to 990 and encodes 329 amino acids.
AUGAAGAUCUCUGAGCAUUGCGUUCCAUUCAUCGUGACUCUCUUCCUGGUGACCCCGAUCUUCGGACAGGAAACUCUCAAUGUCACAGAUAACACGGGUGACGACCUCGUCAGCAUCGUACAGGGUGGGCCAAACCUGUGUACGUCAGAUGACAUUGCCAAAAUGGACGUGAGAGGCUGUACAUGCCCAUCGACUUUCCCACAACCACCCAGCAACCUGGUCUGCGUUACACCGUCGGGACAAUGUCCAAUCAACUGCAACCCCCCACCCCCGCCGUCACCGGUGAUACCUCGAGCAGAGCUCUCUCAAUGUUACUCGGGCUGUGUCGAUGCCAAUUUCGAAUGCAACGGCUGCUACAUCUGGUUCUCCAGUCUGUGUCGGUGCAUUCAGGACUUCCAAGCCGGAACCCAGACGACUUGUAUCGCCAGCCCUUCAAUUGGCGUUGGCCCGCCUCAACCCAACCAGUCCCCUUCGUGGGUAGUCCUUGGCGGUGGAGACUUGAUCACUACGACGAAUUUGAUACCGGGCAUUCUGCAAUUGAGUUCCGCUGCUGACGUGGACGGCGGAUUUCGGCUUGGUCAGGAUACACUCAACAACAGGGGUAUCAGGGGUACGGGAACACUUGCGAUAAACAGUGUCUCCACCCGCUCCGAGGAACAGAUUCAUAUCCAUGUCUGUGAUCAUCCUGGCAGUGCUGUGCGUGGUAUUCUUGAUGAGCUGCGUCGGGAUGAUUACAAGACAACAUCGUCGGUCGACCUGUCCGCCCUUCCUGAGCCGAGUGCUGCUAUGUCUUGUCGGGCGUCGCCUAACAGGGGUGAAGACAUCAAUAUAGGCCGCGAUAUUGUUGAUUGGCUGACGCAGUUUGCUGGCACGACGACCUGUGCUCAAUAUGAUGUUGGUGCUGGGGUUAUUGUUGAUAGCAAUGAUCACUCUUGGGCUUGUAUUACUACGGGUCAUAGGGCUUCCGAGACGCUGUUUUGCAGUGAUUGA